CCAGCCGCUGGACCCUGGCGAGCGCCUCUUCGCUGGGCUGCUGCCCCGGCCUCGAGUUGCCUGGCUGUGGAGACUUCCACGACGCACACAUACAUCUUUCGCUUUUAAAAACCUUAGCAAAGGAAUAGAAUAAGCUUCAAGCUGGCGGGAACGAUGGGUCACAUAAAGAAAGGCGAGCUGACCCAGGAAGAAAAGGAACUGCUGGAAGUGAUCGGGAAAGGUACCGUCCAAGAAGCUGGAACACUGUUAUCUAGUAAGAACGUUCAUGUCAACUGUUUGGAUGAGAAUGGAAUGACUCCUUUAAUGCAUGCGGCAUAUAAAGGGAAACUUGACAUGUGCAAGCUGCUUCUGCGCCAUGGAGCUGAUGUCAACUGUCAUCAGCAUGAGCACGGAUACACAGCCCUCAUGUUUGCUGCACUUUCCGGCAAUAAAGACAUCACGUGGGUCAUGCUGGAGGCAGGUGCCGAGACGGAUGUUGUGAAUUCAGUGGGAAGAACAGCCGCUCAGAUGGCAGCCUUUGUGGGUCAGCACGAUUGUGUGGCUAUAAUCAACAAUUUCUUCCCUCGAGAGAGGCUGGAUUAUUACACUAAACCCCAGGGACUGGAUAAAGAGCCAAAACUGCCUCCAAAGUUGGCAGGACCACUGCACAAAGUCAUCACCACGACGAACCUCCAUCCAGUCAAGAUUGUGAUGCUGGUGAAUGAGAACCCUCUGCUGGCAGAAGCAGCCGCUCUCGGGAAAUGCUACAAGGUGCUGGAUCUGAUCUGCGAGAAAUGCAUGAAGCAGAGAGACAUGAACGAAGUGCUGGCUAUGAAGAUGCAUUACAUCAGCUGCAUCUUCCAGAAAUGCAUUGGCUUCUUCAAGGAAGGGGAGAAUAAGCUGGAUACCCUGAUCAAAAGCUUGUUGAAAGGCAGAGCGUCUGAUGGCUUCCCGGUGUAUCAGGAAAAGCUGAUCAGAGAGAGCAUCAGGAAGUUCCCAUAUUGUGAAGCCACGCUCCUCCAGCAGCUGGUUCGAAGCAUUGCUCCGGUGGAAAUUGGUUCUGACCCCACUGCGUUCUCUGUGCUUACCCAAGCCAUCACAGGACAAGUGGGUUUUGUGGAUGUUGAAUUCUGCACCACUUGUGGAGAAAAAGGAGCCAGUAAAAGAUGCUCAGUUUGCAAAAUGGUAAUAUAUUGUGACCAGACCUGCCAGAAAACACACUGGUUCGCACAUAAGAAGAUGUGUAAGAGUCUGAAAGACAUUUAUGAGAAGCAACAGUCUGAAGCUGCCAAGCAUAAGAGGCAGGAGGAAAAGAAGGGAAAGCUCGAUGCCAACUCUAACCAUGUUACUGAAGAUCAGCCAGAGGCUGAAGCGGGCAUCUCCCAGGAAAAUUCCACUCCUGACGAUUCUGCGGAAGGAGCGAGAGAACCCGGAGAAGAAGCUGGACUGGCCCACGCACAGGAUGCUCCUGCAGGGCCCCAGCUGUCGGAGGAGUAAGCACAGUCGACAGUGGCCAGUGGGCUGUCUUCAUCCCAGCAGAUUCCUGCAGAACUCAUAUGUGUCUUCAUUGGCUGUGACGCUGCACGGCUCAGUGCCAGGACUACGCAUCCCUAGAAUAGAGGCUUUCAAGCAAAGCUGCCUCCCACCUUUGAAUUCAUGCUCAUUUCUGUUCUAUAGAUGAACAGGCAUUUCUACGGAAAUUAUUUUCUUUUAAAAUACACACACACACACACACAAAAAAAAAAAAAACAAAAACCAUGUCCAUUCCUCUUCUGGCUCCCCAGUGAUUGUUCGCAAAGGAAAACAAAUCCCCUUAAAGGAGAAAUCUGGGUUCUAGAAUACAAGUUAAAAAAACAGGGACGAUGUGAAAGAAAAGUGAUGUUUAGGGAGAGAGAAAUCACGGGCACAGAAGUGGGCUGUCAGAAAAAGCAAAACUUACCUGUGAAUUAAGUGUAUCUGAGUAGAUUUUAUUGUCCUGAAGUUGGACGCACAGAGCUGUAAUGAGGAACACUCUGUUCAAAGAGCUUCACUGUAAUGCAGCCUGCUGUAGUUCAGAUAGAAAAUACCAAGAGCGCUCUGAACCCCAUGUUCUCUGCAGCAAUAAUCUCUAUAGGAUUUGAGCAUUCAGAAGGGUGUGUUAGCACUGGGUAGUCACUGUACAAGCGCUUCCUGUAAAACCACACUCUUAUCCAAAAGGCCAACCUUUAUCUUCCUGUCAACUCCCAUGAGCCUCAUCCCACCCACAGACUGGGACGUAUAGCUGUCAUUUUAAAGGUGUCCUGUUGUGUAUUUUAAUGUAUGUGGCAUGUAAGCAAGGCUGGAGUGUCCUGUCUGAUGAAGGUGCUCCCUUUCAGUUUCCUGUUGGUUUAAAAUAAAUCUACCCACAUACACGCUU
Molecule: messenger RNA, 2374 nt
Organism: Microtus oregoni (creeping vole)
Lineage: Eukaryota; Metazoa; Chordata; Mammalia; Rodentia; Cricetidae
Gene: Ankmy2
Product: ankyrin repeat and MYND domain containing 2
Exons: 10
Coding region: 154-1476 (440 amino acids)
Molecular function (GO): protein binding
Source: RefSeq, a predicted model, not a curated record